GGUGGCAGGUAUGACGCAUCACUUAAGCUUCAAAGAGUAUCUAAUUUUCCACUUCCAACAGCGUUCUCUUUCUCUCUUUCUCUCUUCCCUUUCUCUCCCAAUUCACACUUCAAUUUCCUCUUCCUCCAAGAUUUGGACACGGUUUUGCAUGUAAAUCAGGAAAAAGAUGACUUCCACCCAUGACGUUACAGAUAAUGAAGCUGGUGAGAAAGAGCAGUCAGAAUCACAGAUGCAAUCUUUAUCUGCAAAUGGAAUUUCUGAUCCAGGUGCUGGUAUGCAGAAUAAUCAGUAUGUAACACCUGCACCACUUGGAACUGGGUAUGCUAUGGCGCCCCCUCCUUAUCCAUAUCCAGAUCCUUACUACAGAAGCGUGUUUGCUCCGAAUGAUACACAGCCAUAUCCCCCGCAGCCAUAUGGUGGACAUCCAAUGGCCCAUAUUCAGUUAAUGGGAAUUCAGCAAGCUGGUGUUCCUUUGCCGACUAAUGCAAUUGAGGAGCCUGUGUUUGUAAAUGCAAAGCAGUAUCACGGUAUCUUAAGACGUAGGCAAUCCCGUGCUAAAGCUGAAUCCGAAAAUAAGGCUAUCAGGAAUCGCAAGCCAUACCUGCAUGAAUCUCGACAUCAGCAUGCACUUCGACGAGCAAGAGGAUGUGGAGGUCGAUUUCUGAACUCAAAGAAAGAUGAGAAUCAACAGGAUGAGCUGUCACCUGCUGACAAAUCACACUCAAACGACAAUCACAAUCCUGACAAAAACAAUCUUGCACCAUCAGAUAGAGCAUCCUAACACUACAGGAGCAUUGACAGUGUGGACAACAACCGGCCAGUGUCUAUAUCGCGAGACCAGUCUCUGGGGAACAGCAGAGUCAGAUAUCUAGCUGUCGCUUCGACACUGCAAAUGCAAACCCCCAUAUGUAUAAUUAUAGGUAUAGGCUGUGUAGUAAUAGUAGUUAGGGAGGUUGAAAGAGGAAGCAAGUAAUUAAUGUAAAUUGAAGUGAUUAUUGUGGUCCCUUUUACCGGUAUAUUUAGUUUGGGGUAAAAAUGGAAUAAAACUUUUUAUGGAUGA
Arachis duranensis is the source of this 1060-nucleotide messenger RNA. RefSeq names its product nuclear transcription factor Y subunit A-7. Gene Ontology annotation, cellular component: CCAAT-binding factor complex. The transcript is spliced from 6 exons. Gene Ontology annotation, molecular function: DNA-binding transcription factor activity, RNA polymerase II-specific; RNA polymerase II cis-regulatory region sequence-specific DNA binding. The record is from RefSeq and is a predicted model, not a curated record. Lineage: Eukaryota; Viridiplantae; Streptophyta; Magnoliopsida; Fabales; Fabaceae. The coding region runs from base 167 to 781 and encodes 204 amino acids. Gene Ontology annotation, biological process: regulation of transcription by RNA polymerase II.